GGCCCGGCCCGAGCGAGCGAGCCCGAGAGCGAGAGAGCGAGCGAGCGGGCGGGCGGACGAGCGAAGGAGCGAGCGGGCGGGCGCGGCGCGGCGCGGGCGGGCGGGCGAACAUGGCGACGGUGCCCGUGUACUGCGUGUGCCGGCUGCCCUACGACGUGACCCGCUUCAUGAUCGAGUGCGACGCCUGCAAGGACUGGUUCCACGGCAGCUGUGUCGGAGUGGAGGAGGAGGAGGCCCCAGACAUUGACAUUUACCACUGUCCCAACUGUGAGAAGACCCAUGGCAAGUCCACCUUGAAGAAGAAGAGGACCUGGCACAAGCACAGUCCUGGGCAGACACCUGAUGUCAAGCCGGUGCAGAAUGGCAGCCAGCUCUUUAUCAAGGAACUUCGGAGCAGGACCUUUCCUAGCGCUGAGGAUGUGGUGGCCCGCGUGCCAGGCAGCCAGCUGACCCUGGGCUACAUGGAAGAGCAUGGUUUCACCGAGCCCAUCCUUGUUCCCAAGAAAGAUGGACUGGGUCUGUCUGUGCCAGCCCCUACCUUCUACGUCAGUGAUGUGGAGAAUUACGUGGGCCCAGAGCGAAGUGUGGAUGUGACUGAUGUCACCAAGCAGAAGGACUGCAAGAUGAAGCUGAAGGAGUUUGUGGACUAUUACUAUAGCACCAACCGCAAGCGGGUCCUCAACCUCACCAACCUUGAGUUCUCAGACACCAGAAUGUCCAGCUUUGUGGAACCCCCUGACAUUGUGAAGAAACUAUCCUGGGUGGAAAACUACUGGCCAGAUGAUGCGCUGCUGGCCAAGCCCAAGGUGACCAAGUACUGCCUCAUCUGCGUAAAGGACAGUUACACUGACUUCCACAUCGAUUCUGGGGGCGCCUCUGCCUGGUACCAUGUGCUCAAGGGGGAGAAGAUUUUCUAUCUCAUCAAGCCGGCAUCUGCCAAUAUUUCUCUGUACGAGCGCUGGCAGUCGGCCUCCAAUCACAGCGAGAUGUUCUUCGCCGACCAGGUGGACAGGUGCUACAAGUGCACCGUUAAGCAGGGACAGACGCUCUUCAUCCCCUCAGGUUGGAUCUAUGCCACACUCACGCCUGUGGACUGUCUGGCCUUCGCGGGACACUUCCUGCACAGCCUGAGCAUGGAAAUGCAGAUGAGAGCAUAUGAAGUGGAAAGAAGAUUGAAACUGGGCAGCCUGACUCAGUUUCCCAAUUUUGAAACUGCUUGCUGGUACAUGGGGAAACACCUUCUGGAGGCCUUCAAAGGCUCCCACAAAUCCGGGAAGCAGCUGCCACCUCACCUGGUCCAAGGAGCUAAAAUCCUCAAUGGUGCUUUCAGGUCAUGGACGAAAAAGCAGGCUUUGGCAGAACAUGAGGAUGAGCUCCCAGAGCACUUCAAACCUUCACAGCUCAUCAAAGACUUAGCCAAGGAGAUCCGGCUUAGUGAGAAUGCCUCUAAGGUUGCCCGGUCAGAGGUGACUGCGGCUGUAUCCUCUGAUGAGGUCUGUUUUGGGGACCGUGAGAAGGAAGAGCCCCCAUCCCCCAUUGAGGCCAGCCCUCCUCGGUCCUUCCUGGAGAAAGUGUCCAAAAAAAAGACCCCCAAAACCGUGAAGAUGCCCAAGCCAUCCAAAGCCCCUAAAGCUCCCAAGCCCCCCAAAGCACUAAAGCUCAAAGAUGGGAGCAAGAAGAAAGGAAAGAAGUUCAGGGGCUCUGCCUCCCCAACCAUCCCCAAUCUGGACCUGCUGGAGGCCCACACGAAGGAGGCGCUGACCAAGAUGGAGCCGCCCAAGAAAGGCAAGGCCACCAAGAGUGUCCUCAGUGUGCCCAACAAAGAGGUGGUCAAUGCACAGAAUGAUGUGGAGAGGCUGGAGAUCCGAGAGCAGACUAAGAGCAAGUCAGAGGCCAAGUGGAAGUAUAAGAACAGCAAGCCGGACUCCCUGCUGAAGAUGGAGGAGGAGCAGAAGCUGGAGAAGUGCCCACUAUCAGGAAGCAGAGACUCCAAAUUCUCCUUCUCCUUCUCCAACAAGAAACUCCUGGGCUCCAAGGCCCUCAAGCCACAGUCCAGCCCUGGGCUGUUUGGAGCCCUGCAGAACCUGAAGGAGGAUAAGCCCCAGCCCAUCCGAGAUGAGUACGAGUACGUGUCCGACGAUGGGGAGCUCAAAAUCGACGAGUUCCCCAUUAGGAGGAAGAAGAGCACCCCCAAGCGGGACCUAUCCUUCUUACUGGAUAAGAAGGAGCCACCAUCCAUACCGGCCACCAAGCCAAAGCUGGACUCUACACGAUACAAGAGCGAUGACUCUUCAGACGAAGGCUCCUUGCAUAUCGACACUGACACCAAGCCCAGCCGUAACACCAAAGUGAAGAAGGAUGGCGGGAGCUCAGCCGCAGGCAUCCUGGACCUGCUGCAGGCCAGCGAGGAGGUUGGUGCACUCGACUACAACCCCAACAGCCAGCCCCCAGCCUCCCCCAGCACACAGGAAGCCAUUCAGGGGAUGCUGUCCAUGGCCAACCUUCAGGCCUCCGACUCCUGCCUGCAGACCACGUGGGGGGCCGGCCAGACCAAGGGCGGCUCCCUGGGGGCUCACAGCAACCGGAAAAAUGGGGGUGGCAGCAAGAGUGUGGGCAAGCGGCUGCUGAAGAGGACAGCCAGGAACAGCGUGGGCCUGGAUGACUACGAGGAGGAGCAGGAUCACCUGGAUGCCUGCUUCAAGGACUCAGACUACGUGUACCCCUCUCUGGAAUCAGACGAGGACAGCCCUGUCUUCAAGUCCCGGUCCAAGAAGAGGAAAGGUUCUGAUGAUGCCCCCUACAGCCCCACAGCAAGGGUCGGCCCAUCCAUGCCAAGGCAGGACAGACCCAUGCGUGAGGGCACUAGAGUGGCAUCUAUCGAGACAGGGCUGGCAGCCGCUGCAGCCAAGCUGUCCCAGCAGGAGGAGCAGAAGAGCAGGAAGAAGAAGAACACCAAAAGGAAGCUGACUCCCAACAGCACAUCCCCCUCGGCCUCUGCUGGCACCACCCCAGCUGGCACCACCUCUACUGGCACCACGUCUGCCAGCACCCCCUCUGCCAGCACCACCUCGGCUGGCACCACCCCUGCCUCCAGCACCCCCGCCUCCACCAGCACAGCCAGCAGCCAGGCCUCUCAGGAGGGAAGCUCGCCAGAGCCGCCGCCUGAGUCCCAUAGCAGCAGCCUGGCUGACCAUGAGUACACAGCGGCCGGCGCCUUCACUGGGACGCAGGCAGGUCGGGCUGCUCAGCCCAUGGCGCCUGGGGUCUUCCUCACCCAGAGGCGGCUCUCUGCAUCAUCCCCCAACAACACCUCUGCCAAAGGAAAACGUACAAAAAAGGGCAUGGCUACCGCCAAGCAGAGGCUUGGGAAAAUCCUGAAAAUUCAUCGGAAUGGAAAACUUCUCCUUUAAAGUUUAGAGAGCCAGGAUCCUUCUGCUCCGCUCAGGACCCCCCGGAGCCCCGCUAAGACAUCAGCCCCUCAGGAGGGCAGCCAGGCUGCCUCACCCAGGAGGGCCCUGGUGUCCGCCCGCACCCCCUUCCCGGCAAGCGUCUGUUGCUUCGGCUGGCGGAGCUCGCCCCGCGGAUGGACGUCCUUUCUCAAGUUGCUUCGAGUGACCAGUUCCCCCAAAGCGGCGCUGCCAGUUUGAGGACCAAUCCAGUUUCAGGACAGCCUCCAGGACCCCAGGCGCGGGCCUGGCUGCAGGGCCACCCCACCACCACCAUGCUGGCUGUGGGGGCCCAGGAGGCCUUCCAGGAAGGCCUGAGCUAAUGCUCACCAGGCCUGGAGUCGGAGCCGGCCAGAGGCCGGCAGCCUCCAGAGGCUUAAAACACGGCGAAGGACUCUAGAGAGGAGGAGAGAGGGGGUGUCCGUGCCCCUUCUCUUCCUGAGCCACUCUCAGACAAGCCUGAGAGCUCAGCCCGGCUAGGAGGGGCCGCGGUGCUCCCAGGCCAGGUGUUGGGCCAGCGGCAGGGUCAGUGGGCACGGAGUCUCUGUGGGGUGGUGGCCGGCAGGAAGGGCGGGGACCUGGCCACAUGCAGGGCCCUGGGGGCCCAGGCUAAGUAAGCCACAGGGACGGGCCUGUGCCACCGGCCUCGCACACACUCCUGAGAGGCCUCUUCCUUCCCGCUGGAGCUUGUGUCUUGCAGGAUGGUUCCGAGUGCUUGCCCGCUGGCCCACCCAUCCACACGGAGGGGCUGCAUUUGUUUCUCAGGCAAUCCUGUAUUUUAAUUUUAGAUGUAUCUCCUGAAGCAUAUUUUUCAUAGACUGUAGCGUGUAAAUAGCUUUUUAAAUAACUUCUUUUUUAUAAGAGUAAGAGUAUCUUUAGGAGUUUCUUUCUAUAGAGUCCCUCAUUAACAUUUAUACACGUUUUUUGCCGAGUCUGAUAAACAGUUGGGUUUCCCGAUGCUUUUUUUCUUUGGCCCUUUCCUUUUGGUUAUUCUGGUUAUUAGUAUCAUUUGUUCUCUUAGAAAACUAAGGUAUUGCCUGAAAAACAAGUGAUGUCUGUGCGGCCUUAUGUCUGUCUUUUCCAGAAGCCAACAGUGCAAAAGAUCUCUGCCAGACACGUUUGAAGACGAAUCUUCAACCUAAAUACCAGCUACUGUGUCCUUCCUGUAUGAAGAGGGGUGGGGAUGCAGUUCUUUUACUAGCACCUUGUGAAGUGUUUCUGUGUUUUGUGAUGCUGUAAUUUAUUAAUGUUUGUAGCUUUUUAUAUUUGUACAUUUCUUAUGAGCUUUGUUUAUAUACCCAUCCCUGGGUGUUCUGUCCACGAGGGGACGCAGCUUCACGCAGCCUUACCUGCCCGCCCACCUUGUCUGGGGGGAAGCAGCCCAGAGCCUGGGGCUCGUGGGUGGCCCGGAGCCUGACAACUCCCUCCGGGCUCUCAAGGGUUCUUCUCCCAGUCCUCGUGAAACCUUUCUACAAUCUCGCCCGGGCAUCAAGCUGUGCUCUCUCUCUCUCUUUUAUUUUUUUAAUUUUAUUAUUAUUAUUUUUGGCAACAUGUACAUUUCUAACAAAGUUUAUCGUGGCUAUUAAAGUGUUUUAUUUCCCAAUUCAUAUUUACUCUUGUAUCAAGUCCAUGAGGUCUAAGGCAACUUAGAUCAAAGUUUUAAAAGAGUAAAAACUAUUUCAGGUUUUGUACAGAA
Molecule: messenger RNA, 5142 nt
Organism: Suncus etruscus (white-toothed pygmy shrew)
Lineage: Eukaryota; Metazoa; Chordata; Mammalia; Eulipotyphla; Soricidae
Gene: PHF2
Product: PHD finger protein 2
Exons: 22
Coding region: 111-3410 (1099 amino acids)
Biological process (GO): protein demethylation; regulation of transcription by RNA polymerase II
Molecular function (GO): histone demethylase activity; transcription coregulator activity
Source: RefSeq, a predicted model, not a curated record